AUGGGGGCAUCAUACCACAACGGCAGACCCGCCCUUCCAACAACCCUGCCACCGUUAGCCAGCCCUUCCAACAACCCUGCCACCGUAGCCAGCCCUUCCAACAACCCUGCCACCGUAGCCACCCUUCCAACAACCCUCCCAAACCGUACCAGCCCUUCCAACAACCCUGCCACCCGUAGCCACCCUUCCAACAAACCUGCCACCGUAGCCAGCCCUUCCAACAACCCUGCCACCCAGCCCUUUUCCGACAACCUGCCACCGUGGGCCAGCCCUUCCGACAACCCUCCCACCGUAGCCAGCCCUUCCAACAACCCGGCCACCGUAGCCAGCCCUUCCAACAACCCUGCCACCCCUGACAUCUCCACUGGCACUCCUGCCAACCUCGUCCUCCCUAGGUAG
Messenger RNA from Penaeus monodon (black tiger shrimp), 399 nucleotides. RefSeq names its product lysine-rich arabinogalactan protein 19-like. NCBI's taxonomy places the organism in Eukaryota, Metazoa, Arthropoda, Malacostraca, Decapoda, Penaeidae. The transcript has 3 exons. The record is from RefSeq and is a predicted model, not a curated record. The coding region runs from base 1 to 399 and encodes 132 amino acids.